ACACAUAGAUUCUCGCACUUCCGGUUUUGGGUGCGAAUCAGCUUAAACAAUCUUUGCGAGAUCUGGCGGCAAGUGUAUUGCUGCUGCCCCCUUUUUUUGAUUUCUUAUUCAUUGUUUUCUUGUUCGUCUUCAAAACAUGCCUUCGUUUAUGGAGCUUCCGCAGGAGGUGCGCGAUCAGAUAUGCGGCGAAGUUCUACUUUCUCCAACCGCAGAGGCACCCGACCUAGGGCUCUCGUACAAAGCCAUGAUCGAAGGCCGGAAAAGCUAUAAUUGGCCUGAGACUAGCGGUCGGGAUAGCUCUCGCUAUUGCAUCAGAUACCUACCGUCGGCAAGCACCACAGUCGCAACAUGCACGCCCCUGCUGCUCGUCAACCAUCAAUUGUAUGCCGAGACCAUGGCCAAUCUCAGCGCCACGCCUCAGUCUAGUACAUACGACCUAGAUCUCAUUGUCCUAGACGAGAGAUUGCUGUGCCCGACCUGGCUGCGGGUGCCGGUACUCACAAACAACGUUGAUCAGGUCAACGUCCAACUCCGCGUCGCAGGGUGUCAUCCAAAAAACGUAGAGGAGUACCGCGGAAUCGAUAUCGGUACGCGCAGUUUGUUUGCCCGGGGUGACGGUGGGCCGUCCCUCAUGGUGUGGUGUUUUUACGCCGUGCUCGUCCGCUUCCUCCGCGUCGGACCAACGGGGGAAUGCCAAUCGAACCGGAAACAUCGGAGCAUUGUCCUCAAAACCCUCGAUAUUGAUGUUCGGACUCCGCCAAACAUCGACCCGAGCCAUUUUGUGAAGCCCGGAUCGAGCAGAAAGAGAAGCGCGAGCAAAGACAUAGGUUCUGUCGUAGAUCCUGAUUACCUUGCUCGUUUCCUCACAGGCUACAUCGAGUACCUACUCAACAUGGAUCAUCACGCGGCGCCUUAUGGCAAAAUCUUUUACAUUCUUAUGAACGAAAUUGUCUUGCGCCGCGAUGGAAAGGUGGUAGAGAGAAUCAAUAUAGCUUCGAGGAUACCUAAGCUCGCGUACAACAACGGCCGCCCUUACCACCCUUAUGAAGGCUCCAGUGAGAAGAAUUUGAACGACUUUGCCGAGUGGAAAGCUCGCGCAAUUGAGUAUCGGAAACAAAGAGGUCUUCAACUCCCGUGACUGGGAGAUGGAUCGUGACAACCUGUCCUGUACUGAAUCUAUCCCCCUGCUAAG
Periconia digitata is the source of this 1192-nucleotide messenger RNA. NCBI's taxonomy places the organism in Eukaryota, Fungi, Ascomycota, Dothideomycetes, Pleosporales, Periconiaceae. The record is from the annotation of a GenBank genome assembly.